CCGGACAUCCUGAACGACAAACAGGCAGACAGCAGCCACAGCGGGAAGAGCGUGGGGACAAGGGCGAGGGGCCAGGGACCAAGAGACAGCACAGGGAGACUCACCCUGGAGACCCAGGAGCCAGAACAAUAGCAAGACAGGGACAGGGAGGGUGUGGAGAGAGAGGAGAGACAGUCAGGGAAACCUCUGGACUUAGACAGACACAGAGGGAGGCAGAGGCAGACCCUCUUGGAUGAGCUCCUCGGCCUGGGCUCUGCCAAGGCGGGCAGUGGGGCUCAGUGGGCUGGUUGCAGUGGGGCUCAGGUAAGGGGCACUUACCUGAGAGCCAGCUGACACCAGGUGACCCCAAGAUGGAGCUCAGGGACCCCAAGAACCACGAGGAUGGGGACCCGGAGGAGGACACAGCCACGGCCCUCCAACGGCUCGUGGAGCUGACGGCCACCAGGGUGACCCCAGUGAGGAAUCUGCGUGUUCAGUAUCGCCUCAUCCGAAAACUCGGCUCCGGCUCCUAUGGCCGCGUGCUCCUUGCCCGGCAUCGCCAAGGGGGUCCGGCUGUAGCUCUGAAGCUCCUACCUCGGGACUCGGUCCUGAGAACCACCUUCCUGAGAGAGUUCUGCGUAGGCCGCUGUGUGUCAUCUCAUCCAGGCCUGCUCCAGACCCUGCCGGGCCCCCUGGAGACACCCCGACACUUUGCCUUCGCCCAGGAGUAUGCACCCUGUGGGGAUCUCAGCGGGAUGCUGCAGGAACGGGCCCUCCCAGAACUGCUGGUAAAGCGGGUGGUGGCCCAGCUAGCUGGAGCCCUGGACUUCCUCCACGGCCGGGGGCUGGUCCACGCAGAUGUCAAGCCAGACAACGUGCUGGUCUUUGACCCGGUCUGCAGCCGUGUGGCCCUGGGUGACCUGGGUCUGACCCGGCCUGAGGGCAGUCCAACCCCUGCCCCCCCAGGACCACUGCCCUCCGCCCCACCUGAGCUCUGCCUCCUGCUGCCACCUGACACCCUUCCCCUGCGACCAGCAGUGGACUCCUGGGGCUUGGGGGUGCUUCUCUUCUGCGCCGCCACUGCCUGCUUCCCAUGGGAUGUGGCGCUGGCCCCUGACCCUGAGUUCGAGGCCUUUGCUGGCUGGAUGACCACCAAGCCCCAGCCACCUCAACCACCCCCACCUUGGGACCAGUUUGCGCCCCCAGCUCUGGCAUUGCUCCAGGGGCUUCUGGACCUGGAUCCUGAGACUAGAAGUCCCCCACUGACUGUCCUGGAUUUCCUGGGGGAUGACUGGGGGUUAAAGGGGAACAAAGAGAGAGCUAGGGGCCUGGGGAGGAUGUCCAGUGAGGAUGUGGAGGAGGAGGAAGAGAGGGGAGCAAGCCUGGAAGAGUGGUCAGAGGAGGAGGAUGGCAACAAAAGUGGUGGGAGGAUGGGGACAGAUGGGGGAGAGCCCUGA
Camelus dromedarius (Arabian camel) is the source of this 1436-nucleotide messenger RNA. It is a transcript of the gene SBK3, whose product is annotated as SH3 domain binding kinase family member 3. The coding region runs from base 351 to 1436 and encodes 361 amino acids. Gene Ontology annotation, molecular function: protein serine/threonine kinase activity; ATP binding. Gene Ontology annotation, biological process: peptidyl-serine phosphorylation; peptidyl-threonine phosphorylation. Lineage: Eukaryota; Metazoa; Chordata; Mammalia; Artiodactyla; Camelidae. The transcript is spliced from 4 exons. The record is from RefSeq and is a predicted model, not a curated record.